AUGGACGUGGGCGCCGACCAGUUCGAGCAGAGCCUCCCUCUGCUGCAGGAGCUGGUCCUGGGCGCGGACUUCGUGGGUCUGGACAUAGAGUUCACCGGCCUUCGCACUAACCUGUCCGGGUCCCAGCAGAUCAGCCUUUUUGACUUGCCAUCGGAGUGGUAUCUGAAGACCCGUCGGAGUGUUCAGCAGUUUACCAUCUGUCAGAUUGGACUGUCUGUGUUUUCCAGCGUUGAAGGAGAGUCAAACAAGUACAUAGCCCAUUCGUGUAACUUCUUCCUCUUCCCUACAACGUUUGGGAUGUUGGACUCAGAAUUCUCUUUCCAGGCUUCUAGUGUUCAGUUUUUGAAUCAGUAUGGCUUCGACUACAACAAGUUUCUCAAAAAUGGAAUCCCGUAUAUGAAUGAAGAGCAGGAGAAGAGAAUCAAACACAACGUCCUGAAUGGGAAUUGGCGAGUUCGCAGUUCGCUGGAUAAAGACCAAAUGAAGCUGGUGAUUAAUGAGGUGACACAGUGGCUGAACCUGGCAGAGGAAGGCGACUGGAUGACUCUCCCUGGUAUUGCUGGCUUCCAGGCCUUCGAGGUCCAGCUGGUGCUGAGGCAGGCCCUCCCUAACAUCUGGACGGUACUGAGAGACCAGGGGGUGAUGGUGAAGAAGGUGAGCAGACAGCAUCGCUGGUACCUCGAGGAGAACUCUUGUGAUAGGGAGAGCUGCUGGAAGGAGAAGAUUCUUCUCUCUGCGCGGGGGUUUUCUGUGUUUUUCCAGAUGCUGGUGAAAGCCCAGAAGCCCUUAGUGGGACAUAACAUGAUGAUGGACCUGCUGCACCUGCACGAGAAGUUCUUCAGACCUCUCCCAGAAAGCUACAGUCAGUUUAAGCUGAACAUCCACAACCUCUUCCCUGUCCUCAUAGACACCAAGAGUGUGAUCAAGGACACGUGGAAGGAACUGAAUUUCCCAAGGGUUUCAAAUCUCUCCGAAGCUUACGAAGUCUUGAACAGCGACUUGAAUCCCACCAAGAGCUCGGGGCCAGUGAUUACUCACGCGAGCAAGUGCGAGAAAUACGUGGAGACAAAGUACCCCCACGAAGCAGCAUACGACGCCUUCCUCUGCGGGUCAGUUCUUCUGAAGGUGGCGCACUUGCUCCUAUGGAGAGUGCACGGUGCUGGCUGCAUACCUGAGCCCUCCUUCCCGCUGCACCUCGGCGUGCUGGCUCCCUACGUGAACCAGGUGAAUCUGAUCCGAGCCGGGGUCCCUAAGAUCAACUUUUCUGGUCCAGAUUACCCCAGUAUCCGGCCCCCCAUCCUCAUCCUCAGUGUCAGGAGGUGGCCUGGGGUCAGUGAGCAGCAAGUCUAUCGUGAGUUCCACAGUCUCUGCAAAUUCGAUGUCCGGCGACUCACGCGGAACCAGUUCCUGCUCUUGACCAAUAAGUUCAAGGACGCGCGGAGCAUCCUGAAGGAGUACAGGGGCCACCCCACCCUGCGGGUCUCCCUCUAUCGGUACUGGCGACACUCUCCGGAUGUCACCUGCUUGUUACAAGUCUGUGGCAUCGUUUCCACCUGGGCCCUUGUCGCGUUUCUCCUGGGACGACCUAGCGCCUGA
Molecule: messenger RNA, 1596 nt
Organism: Molossus molossus (Pallas's mastiff bat)
Lineage: Eukaryota; Metazoa; Chordata; Mammalia; Chiroptera; Molossidae
Gene: PNLDC1
Product: PARN like, ribonuclease domain containing 1
Exons: 19
Coding region: 1-1596 (531 amino acids)
Biological process (GO): nuclear-transcribed mRNA poly(A) tail shortening
Cellular component (GO): endoplasmic reticulum; cytoplasm
Molecular function (GO): poly(A)-specific ribonuclease activity; RNA binding
Source: RefSeq, a predicted model, not a curated record